GUGUCCCUUGAACGCCACCAGGCUGACAAGACUCGAGACAGAGAGAGCGAGAGGAGAGAGAAGAAUCCCUGCUUCAACUUUCAAUUCAAGAGUUGCUUUUUGUGGGAGUGGAAUCACCAAUGCGGUAUGUGUUUGCAUGGACGAGGCAUUUAGCUCUAGCUGGAGAGAGGUAAGAGUGAGGCCGAGGGGGAGCAGAGGAGAUGUUCCUUAGCGUGCAUGGAAAGCAGAAGCAUCGGGUCGUGGUGGUGAUGGCUGCUUCGGUCGAGACGUUUCACGUCAAACCCUCCUCAGAAGAAGAGAAGACCGACACAUUAGCGGAACAGUGACAUGCAGUCAGCUUUCCAGGCUUUCUCCAGAUCCAUAUAACAGGAGCUCCGCUUGAUCUCUCCUUGCUCUGUUCCUCCAUGCUACCAUGGCCUCCACCACUGUCGAACGCCUCGCGAGGCUCCUUGCCGUUGCAGGUUGCUGCUGCCUCUUUGUGCUGGCUCAAGCCACGGACGAUGGCGGCGGAGUCGGGAUGCGAAGUGAGGAGCUUCUGGGUCUCUUCGAGGUGUUGGGUGCUCUCCUGAACGACCCAAGCUGGGCGCAGCUCCACCCACGCCCUUGCACCGAGACGCCGUGGCUGGGGAUCCAAUGCGAGAUGGUGCUCGGUGAUGGAGUUCAGGGACGGCAGCAGGAUCCUUAUCUUCAUGUCACAAAGAUUCACAUCGGCCCCGACGUCGCUUCACCGCCAUGUAAGGCCUCUGCAAAGCUCUCCGAGUCCAUGCUCAAGCUCCCUUACCUCAAGUCCCUCUCACUCUUCGGCUGCUUCCUCGUCCCGGACACGGUCUCCCUCUCUCCAUCUCUCUUCGCCAAUGCCUCCUCCUCCUUAGAGCAGCUGGUCAUCAAGUCCAACCCGGGCCUCUCCGGAGCCAUCCCACAGACCAUAGGCAGACUGCAAAACCUGAGAGUUCUCAGCCUCUCACAGAACAACCUACAUGGAGAAAUCCCAAAGGAGGUGGGAGAACUUGGGAAGCUGGAGCAGUUGGACCUCAGCUACAACCAUCUCACUGGCAUCAUCCCUGUGGGCAUUGGUGGGUUGGCUAGUUUGUCCAUCUUAGACCUCAGCUGGAACGGGCUGGAAGGGGAGAUCCCUUGGUCGGUAGGUCAGCUCCAGUCCCUCCGAAAGAUGGACCUUAGCUUCAACAAAAUCUCUGGUAGGAUUCCAACAGAUGCAAGCAAGCUACAGAGUCUGAUCUUGCUGGAUCUGAGCCACAACUCCCUGACAGGGCCAAUGCCAGAUGCACUCUCGGAUCUGAGAGAACUGCAGUACUUUCUUUUAGAGCACAAUCCUAUAGGAACAAGCAUCCCUCUCUUUCUUGGUGCCCUUAAGAACAUGGUGGUGCUUGGACUCUCAGGCUGCGGGCUCUCAGGUCCAAUACCCACGUUCUUUGGCUCUCUCACCAACCUCACCACCAUAUCCUUGGACAGGAACAGACUCAAUGGGACAAUCCCUGCCAGUUUAGAGGCAAUCCCAAACCUUGGUCAGCUCAACCUGAGCCAAAACCAGCUGAGUGGGGAGAUGGCUUUCUCUGAGGCGUUCGUGAGCAGACUUGGGGAGAGACUGGAUGUCAGGGACAACCAGGGACUGUGCAUAAACCCACUCAGACAUCGGAACCUCUCCUACUUGGAAGCUCCACCUUGCCUGUGCCCUCCUAUCAACGCUGGCGAGAGGUCAUCAUGGCCCGAGUCUCCUCCACCGGAGUCCAGUGCUGUGAGGGUGAGGCCAUCUUGGAGCCAUGGGAAGGGAAGCAUGAGCUUGGUGCUGGUGACGGUCAGGUGUUUGAUGGGUCUGUGAUGCUUAUGAUGCACUCUGCAAGAAGCUCUGUUGUGCUGUAAAUGUACUCUGCCUUCUUUUUCUUGUAUUCAUUACAAGGGAGAGGGAAGAUUUCAGUUGCCAUUGCUGCUCAAAGGACAUCUUGU
This is a messenger RNA of Musa acuminata subsp. malaccensis (wild Malaysian banana), 1962 nucleotides long. NCBI's taxonomy places the organism in Eukaryota, Viridiplantae, Streptophyta, Magnoliopsida, Zingiberales, Musaceae. The record is from RefSeq and is a predicted model, not a curated record.